This is a messenger RNA of Colletotrichum karsti, 1926 nucleotides long. RefSeq names its product nucleotide sugar dehydrogenase. The coding region runs from base 1 to 1926 and encodes 641 amino acids. The record is from RefSeq and is a predicted model, not a curated record. Gene Ontology annotation, molecular function: NAD binding; UDP-glucose 6-dehydrogenase activity. Gene Ontology annotation, cellular component: nucleus; cytosol. Lineage: Eukaryota; Fungi; Ascomycota; Sordariomycetes; Glomerellales; Glomerellaceae. The transcript has 3 exons. Gene Ontology annotation, biological process: glycosaminoglycan biosynthetic process; polysaccharide biosynthetic process.
AUGGCUGCCAGCUUUGCGCGCGCAGGUCUCGUCUCUACCGAUACAUCCUCUACCAUUGGCAGCAUGGCCUCCCAAGCAGAUGGCACCCCGGGCCACUCUGAUGCCGGCUCCGGCAGCGGAACCCCCAACUCUUCGCCUCCCGCCUCGAGACCUCGCAGCCCCGAGCUGAAGGGAGAGUCAGUCAGCGCUCCCGAUCUGGAGCCUCUCGAGCCCAUGAACGUCAAGAACGUCUGCUUUGUCGGUGCUGGAUUCGUGGGUGGCCCAACUGCCGCUCUGAUCGCUCUUCACAACCCCGACCUCAUCGUAAACGUCGUCGAUCUCAACGCCGACCGCAUUGCCGCUUGGAACUCUCCUCACCUGCCCAUCCACGAGGCCGGCCUCCCCAAGAUCGUUCGCAUUGCCCGCGAUGGCACCAACGACACGACCGCCUUCCUCCCGUCCAUUGGCAAGUCGCUCAAGCUCGGCUCUCGCAAGCCCAACCUCACCUUCACGACCGACGUCCAGCGCUGCAUCGCUGAGGCCGACAUCGUUCUCAUUUGCGUCAACACCCCUACCAAGACGUACGGUCUCGGUGCUGGCUACACUGCCGAUCUUAGUGCCCUCGAGGGAGCCAGCGAGACCGUGGCCAAGUAUGCAAAGAACGGCGCCGUCAUCGUGGAGAAGAGUACCGUUCCCACCGGAACCGCCCGCAUGAUCAAGGAGAUUAUGGCACAGUACCAGCCCGAUUCGGAGUUCGAGAUCGUGUCCAACCCGGAGUUCCUCGCCGAGGGAACCGCCGUCCGUGACCUGAUGCACCCAGAUCGUAUCCUGAUCGGCAGCUCUACGACGCCUGCCGGUAUCCGCGCUGCCAAUGGUCUCAAGAGCGUCUACGCUGCGUGGGUUCCCGAGAACAAGAUCUUGACCGUCAACACCUGGUCAAGUGAGCUGACCAAGCUUGUUGCCAACGCCAUGCUUGCCCAGCGUAUCAGCAGCAUCAACAGCAUCAGUGCCCUCUGCGAAGAGCUCGGCGCUGACGUCCAGGAGAUCAGCCAGGGAAUUGGUGCUGAUACUCGCUUGGGCAAGAAGUUCCUCCACGCCGGUGUUGGUUUUGGCGGUUCUUGCUUCGAGAAGGACAUCCUCAACCUCACCUACAUGGCCCGCACGCUUCACCUUGACACCGUUGCCGACUACUGGAUGGGUGUUCUUGAUAUCAACAAGUACCAGCGUGAGCGCUUCGCCCAGAAGGUUCACCGCGCUCUGAACGGCAACCUCCGCGGCAAGAAGGUCGCCAUUCUUGGUUUCGCCUUCAAGGAGAACACCAACGACACCCGCAACAGCAUUGCUGUCCACAUCAUCGCCGAGCUCGCCCACGAGAUGCCCAGCGAGAUCGCCAUCUUCGACCCUGGUUGCGACCCCAAGGAGGUUAUGGAUGAGGUGCGCCAAUCCAUUCACGACCAGCGUGUUCUCGACCGCGUCAAGGUCCGCUCGACGUGGCGCGAGACUGUCCACGGCUCCAGUGCCAUGUGCAUCCUCACCCCCUGGUACCACUUCCGCUACCCCAAGAAGGCCCAGGCUACCGCUCGCCGCUCUUCCAUGUGGAGCAGCGGUGAGGCUUCCCGCGAGGAGGCAGCCGCGUUCUUCAAGGAGGCUCCCUUGUCCGAGAUGGACGUCGUCGAGUUGGAGAAGUUCGUCUCUCGCGGCGCCUCUAACACGCCGGUCGACCCUCUCAAGCGCAUGAAGCCCGAGAACGAAUGCCCCGAGAAUUGCAAGGGCUGCAGUCUCGAUGCCGCAGGCGAGGAUCUCGGCGACCCCAUCGACUGGGAGUGGACUGCCUCUGUCAUGAGACGCCCGCGUCUCGUGCUGGACGGACGUAACGUCGUCUCCGGACCCGAGCUCGAGAAGCUUGGCUUCACGGUACAGGGUAUCGGAAAGGGUCUCGUCAUUUGA